Messenger RNA from Choloepus didactylus (southern two-toed sloth), 3181 nucleotides. It is a transcript of the gene METTL22, whose product is annotated as methyltransferase like 22. Gene Ontology annotation, biological process: protein methylation. The transcript is spliced from 10 exons. The record is from RefSeq and is a predicted model, not a curated record. Gene Ontology annotation, cellular component: nucleus. Gene Ontology annotation, molecular function: protein methyltransferase activity. NCBI's taxonomy places the organism in Eukaryota, Metazoa, Chordata, Mammalia, Pilosa, Megalonychidae. Bases 579 to 1529 code for a protein of 316 amino acids.
CAUCUGCCAUGGCGGCGCCCUGACCUCUGCGGUGAGAGGACCGGCCUGGACUCCCGGCUGGGCCCCGCGGCGGGUAAGCCCCCAGGAAGGACGGCAAGACGCCGUAGGGUGCGAGGGCCUCCCGGCGCCGAGCCUGGCUCUGAAAUCUCCGCUCCCACGGACCCGCAGCCUCAGUUUCCCCUUCUGAGCAAGAGUGUUGUGGGGGAGGAGUCCUGACUUCAUCUGGGUUUCUGCCCGGGAUCCAGGCAGCCCCCUCGGCUCUGAAUUAAGAAGGAAGGCCGAUGCCCGAGCUUGACUGACUGUUGAGAAGGCGAUGAAUGCCUAACCCGUAAGGGUGGGCUUCAGGGCGGUGGCAAGACAGAUAAAGAGAAGCCCCUCGGGGAGAGGGUUCCUGGAGCCCCUGACUCCGACUCUGCGCCCCUGGUGCUUGGUUCCUCCAACUUCCCAAACUUCACAGCCUGCCCUUCGUUCCCCAGCAGCGACGGUCAUGAACCGCUAUAGAGCCGCGCCUAGCUCCUGGUUGUUGAAUGAAUGAGUGAGUGGUGCUCCUGUCCCAGGAUCAGUGCAGGGCCGAGGCCAUGGUACAGGUGGCUCCCACCCCAGCCAUGGACGAGGUCACCUUCAGAAGUGACACAGUGCUGUCCGAUGUCCACCUCUACACCCCGAACCAGAGACACCUCAUGGUGCGGCUGAACAGCAUGGGGCAGCCUGUGUUCCUGUCCCAGUUCAAGCUUCUGUGGAACCAAGACUCUUGGACAGACUCAGGAGUCGUGGGUGGUGACCAUGGAGAUGGUCACCCAGAAAAGACUCCACCUUCUGGGGCUUGCUCCCCUGGCCAAGAAGGGGUGAGGGCUCAGCUGGACGAGGAUGGGGAUUUGGACGUGGUGAGAAGACCACGGGCUGCCUCGGACCCUGACCCAGCGGGGCCCCCACGAGACAAGGUACACCCCACGAUUCUAACACAGGAAGAAGAUGAUGUCGUGGAGGACAGAGCACAAGAAAGCAGCCUCCACAGUGUCAUCAAAAUAGAGCACACCAUGGCCACGCCCCUGGAGGACGUGGGCAAGCAGGUGUGGCGGGGCGCCCUGCUUCUGGCAGAUUACAUCCUGUUCCAGCGGGAUCUCUUCCGGGGACGCACCGUGCUGGAGCUCGGGGCCGGCACAGGCCUGGCCAGCAUCGUGGCCGCCACCGUGGCCCGGACCGUGUACUGCACAGAUGUCGGUGCAGACCUCUUGGCCAUGUGUCAGCGAAACAUUGCCCUCAACAGCCACCUGACCGCCGCCAGAGGUGGUGUGGUCAAGGUCAAAGAACUGGAUUGGCUGAAAGACAACCUCUGCACAGAUCCUGAGGUCCCCUUCAGCUGGUCAGAAGAGGAAAUUUCCAACAUGUACAGUCACACCACCAUCCUGCUUGCAGCCGAAGUGUUCUACGACGACGACCUGACUGAUGCUCUGUUUAGAACUCUCUCCCGACUCGCCCACAGGCUGCACGGGGCCUGCACCAUCAUCCUGUCAGUCGAGAAGAGAUGAGGAGAAGAAGACCAAGAGACCCUGGGGGACGGAUCCAAGCCACAGCUAGUAGGCAGUGACGUUACCCGAGGAUUCGAAUGCAGAUCAUAUACCAGAGCCAAGCUGCUUCGCCACCACAGCCUAGAGCCCCCCUUGCUAAACUUCCUCUCUGGGACGCCACCUGUCUCCUCUGCGUCCCCGGCCUCUGUCCUGUCCCUAACUGAAACUGAGCCUUGUCACCCAACAAGGCCCCUCCAGGACUUCUCUGCUAAAAUAUUAUCCCCCCGUUUACCGAUCUAUACAGCACUAGACACAUGGCACACAGUUUUUCUAAUACCUACAAUAGUCCACAAUGUUCUGGAGGUGAUUUGGAAUAUGGAGCCCAAACCAUCAAAGCAAACAUACUUAUUGACUCAGCAGUUCAGCAGCUAGAAAUUUACCCUGUUAAAUGGCUAUGGCAUGUGCAGAGCCACACAGACGUGCACGUCUGCUGCAGUGCUGCUCUGUCAAGGCACCUCUCCCCAGUGCCGGUGUGCAGCCCUCAUUGGGUCCAGAUCUUAGAAACUGGAAUGGAGAAAAUUGAGACUGGAAAAGUUGAACACUGGCUGGGUGUUUGAUACUGAAGAAUUAUUGCUAAGUUGUUGAUGGGGUGUGAUAACGGCAUUAUAGUUUUGAUUCGAGUCCUUAUCCUUUUUCAGAUACAUACUAAUAUUUACAGAGGCAAUUCCGUGCUGUCUGGCAUUUGCUUUUUAAUAAUCCGGGGGCAGGGGAGCAAGGACAACUGCAGGCCGUGGUGGACCAAGGCCGAGGCCAGUGGCGGGUUUGUGGCACUUCAUAGACCCAGUGCUCUCUCCUGCUCUGUGUCUGAAAUUUUUCAUCGGAGGUUUCAAAAAGUAAAGAGAACAAGGCAAAGAGUUUAAAUUUCCAGUUAAAUAGUUUUGCAGAUUAGGGCAUUGAAACGUGAGAAGGCAGAGCUGGGAAGACCCGGUUCCCAAGUCGCCCUCUCUGUGGAGUCUCCCCAACUCCAGUGACCAGGAGGCAGUCGGUAUGUCUGUCCUCUGUGCUCACUAAGUCCUUGGCCUGACCCCCGCCAUUGCCUUUUGUUCAUUGUUCCCACAAACCUUACAGGACAAAAGCCUUGAGCCAGAUUCUGUGCCGGUGCAGGCGGGUGGGAGGUGGGCAGAAGGCCACAAGCCCCGUCCUCACGGGCCGGCCCAGCUCCACCUCUUGCACUGAUCUGUGGCCCCUCAGAGGCGGGGGCACCAUCUGCAUGUUUCAUGUUUUGUGAUCUCGGGGACAGGACACCACCUUCCCAAGCCCCGGUCCCCACAUCCGUAAAACACCUCCCAGCAGUUGUGCAGAUUUGGGAAGGAAACACGCUCAAAUGCUUAGGACAUACCAGGCACCAAGUAAAACUCCACUGGUGUGAAGAGAGAGUGGUGAGGCAGCAGGAGAGCAAGUUGAGAAAGAGAAAAGCCAAACCCUCCCCGUGAAUGAUGGGCAGGCUUGUGUGUCGGUGGUCGGUUUCCAGGCUGAACUUCACGCUGAGACACUUGGACGUCACGUGCGAAGCCUACAACCACUUCCGCUCCCGCCUGCAUGAGCUGGAGAAGCUGGCAGCCGGCAGGACUCGGUUUGUGGUGGAGCCCAUAGAGGCCUCCUUCCCGCAGCUC